AUGAAUGAGUUGUUGUCUAUAAAUAGAGGAAGAGAAAUAAAUAGCAUGGAAAGCACUAAUACUCCUUUGAAUAAAAGUAUUCCCAUUGACACUUUAAUCGAUGUCACUCCUUCGGAUAAUAGUACUCCAGAUAACACUUUAAUCGAUGGCACAGACUCUAAUACAGAUGAAGCAUUGGAAAUAAGUAACAAAAAAUAUCUUGAAUGGCAAUACCAGAUCUAUAUUGGUGCAUGUAUUAUAAAUUCAGUUUUACUUGUAGGAUAUUUUUUGUUAUUUGGAGUAGUUAUUAUUAAAGGAUUUCCUUUAGAUAGUAGUCAUUCGUAUUCAAAUCUUCAAACAUUAUUUCUACUAGGCUUGGUCCUUCUACCAAUGUAUUCAGUCUUUGUCCAUAUGCUACGAAAACUAUUUAAUUUUUAUAAGCCAGCUAACUUUAACAGUAGAAAUAUAAGUAUUUUUACAAAACGCACCAUCCCUAUUUGGAGUAUCACUCUGAUUGUAGCACUAGGAUCUGGUCUAUCCUUUGGAUCUCAACAUAAACCUGAUAUAUCCAAUUUUAGAAGGUACUUUGUAUGUGCAUAUUCUCUGUUGUGUAUGUCGUUUAUGCUUGUCGCUGUUGAUAUGAUGGGAGCAGUGUAUAGUUUAGUACAUAUAGCAAUGAUAAAAGAUGAAACCUAUGAAGAAUAUAAGAGCUAUAUUAAAUAUACCAUAUAUGCAUCAGGAAUUGUCAUAGUACUGAGUUUUUUCCUUGGAUGUGGGUGUUAUGGAUUUAGCAAAAAAUUAGGCAUUUUCUUUUCUAAAAUUGCCAGCCAAGUAGAUUCUAUAGCCAAGAACUAG
Molecule: messenger RNA, 834 nt
Organism: Nematocida ausubeli
Lineage: Eukaryota; Fungi; Microsporidia
Exons: 1
Coding region: 1-834 (277 amino acids)
Source: RefSeq, a predicted model, not a curated record